GUUUUUUACGCAGAUGAAAGAACGUAACGUAGUGAAACGUCACAGCGUCCUGACGCUACAGCCCAGAAAGAACAGAUGAAACGGAGAUGACCAGGCAAAAAUUAACUGAGUUUGUAGUCGUUACAGCAAAUAAUUGUGCAAAAUGAAGCAAGUCUGGAAUUUGCUCUUAUUGCUCUUGUAUUUCGUCGCGUGUGGGGAUCCCACGAAUGGAGGGACAGUGUCUGUGAUGGAGGGAGAUUCAGUCACUUUAAAAUAUCUGAUGGAAAAAAAACAAGAAGAAGAUAUCAGAUGGUAUUUUAAUAAUAGUCCCAUCGCUGAAAUCACCGGUGAUCACAGUAAGAUCUGUACAGAUGUUCAGUGUGAUAAUGAGAGAUUCAGAGACAGACUGAAGCUGGAUUAUCAGACUGGAUCUCUGACCAUCACGAAAAUCAGAACCUCAGACUCAGGAGAAUAUGAUGUUCUGGUCUCAAGCAAAGUCCAUGGAGGAGCAGGGUCCUACUCUGUUGUUGUUCAUGGCUUGUCUGGUGUUGAUGAAGAUGAAAUGCUACUAAUCGAAGGAGAUUCAGUCACUCUACACACUGGUGUUAAAACAAACCAGCAAGAAAAGAUUAAAUGGUAUUUUAAUGAUAUUCGAAUAGCUCAAAUCAGCGUAGAUCAGAGUAAGACCUGCACAGAUGUUCAGUGUAAAGAUGGUGAUGAGAGGUUUAGAGGCAGGUUAAAGCUGAACAAACAGACUGGAUCCCUGACCAUCAUGAACACCAGAACCUCAGAUGCCGGACUUUAUAAACUACAGAUCAUCAACAACAGAAUCAGCAUCAUGAAGAGAUUCAGUGUUACGGUCUCUAGUUCAUCUGGUGUUGAUACCGAGGUAAUGGCAGCAUCUGUGAUGGAGGGAGAUUCAGUCAUUUUAAAUUCAAAUGUUAAAACAAACCAACAAGAAAAGAUUAUAUGGUUUUUUAAUGGCAUCCGCAUCGCUCGAAUCAGUGGAGAUCUCAGUAAUAUAUGUACAGAUGUUCAGUGUAAUAAAGGUACUGAGAGAUUCCGAGACAGACUGAAGCUGGAUCGUCAGACUGGAUCUCUGACCAUCAUGAACACCACAACCACAGACUCUGGAGAUUAUCAACUACAGAUCAUAAGCAACAAGAUCAGCAUCGGGAAGCCCUUUAGGGUUUUUGUUCAUAAUGUUUCUGUUGCAAAACAAGAAGAAAUGAGAAGAAAGUCGGUGAAGGAGGGAGAAUCUGUCACUUUUGAUCCCGGUGAAUCAAAAAACCCCAAUGAUUCCUUGACGUGGUAUUUUAAAGACAUUCUCAUUACUGAAAUCACUGGAGAUCAGUGUAAGAUUUGUACAGAUGUUCAGUGUGAUGAUAGAUUCAGACACAGACUGAAGCUGGAUCGUCAAAAUGGAUCUCUGACCAUCAUGAACAUGAGGACCUCUGACUCUGGACUGUAUAACCUAACGGUCACUAACAUCAGAUUCAACACCAUAAAGAGCUUCAGAGUUGAUGUCACUGCUGAUGUAAUAAGACUAUAUGCUGCUGCUGCUGCUGUUUUUGGUGUCGUUCUGCUGCUUGUUGCUUUAGCGGCUGCUGUGAUUUACUAUUACAAGCUCCGAAAAAGAAGUGCAGAAAUCGCAAUGCAGGCCAGUCAUCAGGAUAAUGCAGAAGAAAGUCAACAGAUGCUAAAUGUGUCCUCUAAUCAGCUGGGGACUCAUUCACCCAGUGAAUGACAUGUAACAGUAAUGUUGGUAUUUAUUUAUUUUUUUCAUAUAAAGAGAAGAUUCAGGGUAAAAUGGUUUAAUACUCAAAAUAGAGGGGUAACAAGACAUUUUACACAGAAUAGCUGCUAUUAGACCAGAUAAACUGCUAUUAGAUUAAAGUUUUAUUUUUGUCAGAUUACAGCACUAUAAGAAAUACAGAAAUAUAAUCAUUGCGUUUUUGAUCAUCUGCAAAAGCUGUGCUUGAACAUCACUGUGGAGAAAGUGCCAACAGAAAAGCAAAUAUGCCUAAUGCCUUCUAACAAGUCUAACUUUUACCUCAAUGGUUGCACAAUUGUAGGUGGGGAGGAGUGAAUAAGAUCUGGUUCAAAGAGUGUUGUCCUAUCUGCUAUCUUCAGUCAGCUUUCUCUUUAAACUUCAAAGAAAUUCCAGGUCAUCUCCACAGGAGCCGUUAACCGUGGCCCAAACAUACUAAAAAGCCACAAUACACACAAGGAGAUUGGCUCCAUUAAUCCACAAACUGUACGCGUUCCUGUGUUGUAGGCAUGUUCGUAGUUUAUCAAAGCUUAGUUAUAAUGCCGUAGCACUGUAGUGAAGGUCCAGCUCCUUGGAGACGUAGGAAUGUAAUCACUGCCUUAAUGUUUUCCACACCCUGGCAUGCUAGGUGAUAAAUGACUGUCUUCUGAUUCCUGGAUUGAUGCUGUAUACUAUGUCACCCUAAUUUGUGUCAUGCUCUUUCUUAUCAUACUUUGACUUAAUAUUGAAAAAAAAUCACCAGAUCGCUGUAAACCAGGGGUGUCAAACUCAAUUCCUGGAGGGCCGGAGCCCUGCAGAGUUUCAACCCUGCUAAAACACAUAUACUAUGCAUGUCUGAAGUAUUCGAUUAGCUGGAUCAGGUGUGUUUAAUUAGGGUUGCAUCUAAACUCUGCAGGGCUCCGGCCCUCCAGGAACUGAGUUUGACACCCCUGCCAUGCAAAUAUACCAUUGUGUGAGACAAAGGAACCUUGAUUAUUGUAUGGCUUUAAAUAGCCUUUUAGCCUUUUCACACUUGCAUAUAAAUUUCAGACCUGGAACUCCAGGAACUGGACGCAACCGGACCAGGAUGUCUGUAUUGCCUAAAAUAUCCAAGUCCAUCCAAGUUUUCAUAAUUGCUGAAGGUUUUCGAAAAGUAGUUUUACCAAUAACAUGUAGCCACUGUAUAUGGAGCAAAUAAAAUGUGUACAAAAAUA
Molecule: messenger RNA, 2943 nt
Organism: Puntigrus tetrazona (Sumatra barb)
Lineage: Eukaryota; Metazoa; Chordata; Actinopteri; Cypriniformes; Cyprinidae
Exons: 8
Coding region: 143-1726 (527 amino acids)
Source: RefSeq, a predicted model, not a curated record